Messenger RNA from Myotis daubentonii (Daubenton's bat), 6602 nucleotides. It is a transcript of the gene GRSF1, whose product is annotated as G-rich RNA sequence binding factor 1. NCBI's taxonomy places the organism in Eukaryota, Metazoa, Chordata, Mammalia, Chiroptera, Vespertilionidae. Gene Ontology annotation, molecular function: RNA binding. The record is from RefSeq and is a predicted model, not a curated record.
GUGCCCGCGCCCCUCCCCGGCCCUGGAUUCCGCUUCCCCUCCGCUCGCGCUGCAGCCGCAGCCGCCUCCAGGCCCCGCGCCGCCUCCGGAGUCCAUGGCCGGGACGCGCUGGGUGCUCGGGGCGCUGCUCCGGGGCUGCGGCUGCAACUGCAGCAGCUGCCGGCGCACCGGCGCCGCCUGCCUGCCCUUCUACUCGGCCGCCGGCUCCUUCCCUUCGGGCGUCUCGGGCCGGCGCCGCCUGCUGCUGCUGCUCGGGGCCGCCGCGGCCGCCGCCUCCCAGACGCGCGGCCUCCAGACCGGGCCGGCGCCCGCCGGGAGGCUGGCGGGGCCUCCCCCCGCGGCCACCUCCGCCGCCGCCGCGGCCGCCGCCUCCUACCCGGCCCUGCGCGCCCCGCUGCUGCCGCAGUCGCUGGCGGCGGCCGCCGGCCCGGCGCGGGGCUACAGCCAGGAGUCUAAAGCUACCUACCUGGAAGACCUUCCACCUCCCCCUGAGUAUGAAUUGCCUCCAUCCAAGUUAGGAGAGGAAGUGGAUGAUGUUUAUCUGAUUCGAGCUCAAGGAUUACCAUGGUCGUGCACUGUCGAAGAUGUGCUUAGCUUUUUUUCAGACUGCAGAAUCCGCAAUGGUGAGAAUGGAAUACACUUCCUCUUAAAUAGAGAUGGGAAACGAAGAGGUGAUGCCUUAAUUGAAAUGGAGUCAGAGCAGGAUGUGCAGAAAGCCUUAGAAAAGCACCGCUUGUACAUGGGGCAGCGGUAUGUGGAAGUAUAUGAGAUAAACAAUGAAGAUGUGGAUGCCUUAAUGAAGAGCCUGCAGGUUAAAUCUUCCCCUGUGGUAAAUGAUGGAGUGGUUCGCUUGAGAGGACUUCCUUAUAGUUGCAAUGAGAAAGACAUUAUAGACUUCUUUGCAGGACUGAAUAUAGUAGACAUUACUUUUGUGAUGGACUAUAGAGGGAGAAGAAAGACAGGAGAAGCCUAUGUGCAGUUUGAAGAACCAGAAAUGGCCAGCCAAGCCCUAUUGAAACACAGGGAAGAAAUCGGUAACCGAUAUAUAGAGAUAUUUCCAAGCAGAAGGAAUGAAGUUCGAACACAUGUUGGUUCUCAUAAGGGAAAGAAAAUGGCAUCUCCUACUGCUAAGUAUAUAACUGAGCCAGAUGUGGUCUUUGAAGAACAGGAAGUAAAUGAGGAUAUUCGACCUAUGACAGCUUAUGAAAGUGAGAAGGAAAUCGAAUUGCCUAAGGAGAUGUCAGAAAAGCUUCCGGAGCCUGGUGAUUUUGGAACUACAUCUUCACUACACUUUGUUCAUAUGAGAGGAUUGCCUUUCCAAGCCAAUGCCCAAGACAUUAUAAACUUUUUUGCUCCACUGAAGCCUGUUAGAAUCACCAUGGAAUACAGUUCCAGUGGGAAGGCCACUGGAGAAGCUGAUGUGCACUUCGAUUCCCACGAGGAUGCUGUUGCAGCUAUGCUCAAGGAUCGGUCCCACGUUCAGCAUAGGUAUAUUGAAUUGUUCCUGAAUUCAUGUCCAAAGGGAAAAUAAGACUCCAGAUAAUAAGGAUGAAGCAAGAAGCAUUUCAUUUGCACAUCUUUCUUGGAUAUGGGAUAUACAAUUCCAGUGUUUUAGCAGCAACUGUUAGAGAAAGGAUAUGGGGGUUUUGGGUUAAUUGCUUAAGAAAAAUUCCAUAGUGGACUGUUUAGAAAGAAAAAGGAAAGAUUCAGUUUGGAAUUAAAUAAAUCACAAAUUUAAAUUUUGUUUAAAACUGUCUAGGAUAGGAUCUGAUUUACAAAUCUGGUCUUUAUUUUAUGAUUAAAUAAUUUGUUUUCAUAGAGAUUGUUAUCCAAUGUAAAGACUGCAUAUUUUUAUUCAGCCCUGUCAUUUAAAAUCUUCUUCCCAUUUUAAAAAAUGAUUUUUUUGAGAGCUCUGAUAUAAAACUUCCUAUGGAAUAAAAUACUGAUUUAUUUUAACCAAAUACUCACCAAAGCAAAGAAAGGUUUCAGACCUUUGAAUCAUUAUGAUUUGGUAGAGUAGUUAUAAUUUUAGGUGUAUUGAUGACUUAAGGGGUAGGAAUGUAAAAAAAAAAAGAUUCAAAACAAAAAAAUAAAUACCACUGGUUAGUAUAAUGGACAACUAUUUGGCAGUGUCACAUCUUUAGAAAUGUUUGGCCUUUCUAAGCUUGUGCUACUGGCAUUUAACAUAGUGCCUGUGUGCUUUAGGAGGGAAUUCUAGUCUCAACUUAAAAGUUGUCUGAACACAUCCCCAUCCCCUGACCCCCUUUUUUGGUUUUGGGUAAACAUUAGGGGUGUUAGUCUCAAAACUGUGAAGUGACAUCUCAAAACAGUCCCUACUGGUAAGGAUCUUAAUGGCUUCACUUGAAUUUAAACCAGCUCUAGAUAGGAAAAAACCUAAGUCCCUUCAUUUGCUUUUUCAGUGGGGUAGCACAUCCCAUAUUUUAGAAUAGGGGUGCCUUGCUUAAAUAAAAAUAGCAUUUAAUGUACAAUUGUGUGAAGGGUUUAUGGAUAAAGCUGUACUUCUGUCACAUUGUGGCAGUACAUUCUGCUUUCAUAUUAAAUAGCUUGUUAUUUAAAUACUGGAUCAAAAUGGCUGGCUUGAAAAUGUAGUCAUUAAUAAACUAAUUUUAUGUGCACCUGUGUAGGAGAAUCAAAGUCCUGUAUACUUUCUUUGCCUUGUUCCUGUUCUCAGGGUCACUACUGCUAUGUAGUUACCAAGAGAUGCAAUUCUAGAUCUUAAAAUCGAAUUAGUCCAGAUUUUUGAGAGGUGAUAUUUGGAAGAGAGAUUAUGUCUUCUCUCACUCAGUACAUAACCAUCUUUGAUUACCAGCUAAGAUACAAAAUCACUGUACUGUAAAUAGUUAAUAAAUGAAAGCUUGGUUCAGGCAGAUUACCUAAGAGUAUUUAUUUUGGAGUGUGUGGAUAAACCAAAUAUAUUUUUAUUACAUCAGGUCCUGGUAUAUUAUUAUAAGGAGACAUGAUUGGCUUUCAGUUGUGUUUGUCAUCCAGUGAGAACAUGACUGACCCAGUUUAACAGCUUCAGCGUUCCUACUUAAAUGGAAAUAUGUUUUCAUACAUGUGUACUGAGCUGUGCAAACUGGUGUCUGUAGCUGUAUGACCUGCUAGAAUGUGAUCUUUUCUCUCCCUUUAGCAGUAGGCAUCCAAUUUGCUGUGGAAAAAAUCUGUAGGGUUUUUGGGAAUUGGGGAUGGUGAGGAACUAAUUCAUUUGCAAUUACUGUAUUUUGGAGCUAAUGAAUUUCAUUUGCAUAUCCCUGGGAAAAGAAAGAGCAAAAGCCUUAAAGUGUUGUGUGGUGGGUAAGCUGGAAAGGGUGUGUCUUCCUGCCACACUAGUGGCUGAGUUCUUUUUAAAAAGGUGGCCAUUCUUGGGAAGUCUUAUGAAUUCAUAUACUUUUCCUAGCCUCCCUUUAGCAAGUUAUUGCUCAUAAUUUAGGCUACUAAAUGAAUACUUGCUGAGAAGGCAGGUGUAAAAAAGCAUGUGUAAAAUAGCGUGAUAGAAUAAAAGUGAUCUUUUAUUUCUAUCCAAUCAAAAGACAUAUUUCUUCUUUCCCCAAAUUUGAUAAAACUGGAUUGUUUGUCAUCAAUUGCUAUUGAAAUAAGUAAUGACAGAGGUUUUCUCUUCUAUUUGUGUCUUUAUAUUCUCCUUUGUGGGAAAGCUAUCAAAAUUGCCAGAUUGGCUGUGGCCGGGAUACCCAUAUACUGCUUUAGUUAGCUACUUCUUAAGGAGCUGUAAGGGAGGACUCUGAUAAGGAACCUCAUCAAAGUGUAGGUUUUUGUGUAGAUCCCAAGGAGGAAAUUGCUAGAUUGUGAUCUGAUCUGAGAUACUCACUGAUGCCAGAGAAGGAAGCAGAACCCAGAGUAUUUGUCCCUCUGUGUCUGGGUGAAGGCAGCUUCUGCCAGGUGGGAGGGAGACGGGGUGAGCUAUGGAGCGGAAGUCUGAAGCCUGGACACAUCUGCAGUGUGGGGAGGAAGUAGCAGGGGAAAGCACUUCCAUCUACAUGACAUUUGGAGGCAAGGGCCCCGCGUAUAGUCAACAUCCCUAUUGGCAUCCUCUGCCCUAAACCAUUCUCAUUGGGAGAUUUUUCUCUGGGUUACAUCCUAUUCAUUUUACAAUUUAAAACAUUCUUUUGUUUUCACAGUUUCCCUAAAUCAUGUGGAAGGGUUUAUAUUCAAUUGGUAGGACACAUUAUAGAGCAGAAUGGUAUUUCAGCAGUAGAGGCAGGCCUAAGUUCCAUUGCCUUUCAAAAAAAAUAGCCCUAAUGUGGUAGGAAUGGACUUUUCCCUCCGGAUUCUGCAGAUUAGAAGAUACUCUUUGAAGUUUGUACGAAGGGAAUAAAGCUGCUAUGAACAGUCGUGUAGGUUUUUGUGUGUACAUAAUAUUUCAACUCAUUUGGGUAAAUGCCAAGGAGUGGGGUUGCUGGAUCAUAUGGUAAGACUGUUUAGUUUUAAUAAGAAAUGCUAAACUAGCUUCCAAGGCGGCUGGCUGUUCCAUUUUACAUCCCGACCAGCAAUGAGUGCUGGUUCCUGUAGCAACUCAUCUUUGUCAGCAUUCGGUGUUCUCAAUGUUUUGAAUUUGAGCUGUUGUAAUAGGGUGUCGUAUCUUGUUUUAAUUUGUGAUUCCAUAGUUUCAUAAGAUGUUGAGAAUCUUUUAACAGAUUUGAAUCUGCAUAUUAUCUUUAGUGAAGUGUCUGUUAAGAUCUUUUGCCUAGUUUUUUAGUUGGGUGGUUUUCUUCAUUUUAGGAAGGGGAUAUAAGAAGGUUUUAUUUGGUGUUUAAACCUUGAUGAUAUGAAAAAUAAGAUACUUUUUAAAUUUGUAUAUAUUUUAUUUUUUGAAGGAAAUAAUAUUCUAGAGAUAUAGAGGGGUGUACGUCCUCUGAUCCUGUACUUCAGCCACUUACUUUCCUUUAGGUAGCCCUGUCAUCACUUUCUGAUGUAAACUUCCAGUGAUAUUUACUGUAUAGAUAAGCAAAUAUAACAAACAUUUUCAUUUCUUCUUAGCAUACUAUACAUACUAUUCUGAACCCUUUUCUCAUUUAGUAUAUCCUAAAGACCAUUUGAUGUCAUUACACAAAAAUCUUUCCUCUUUUUUGAUUUUAAUAUUUUUAUUUUUUAUUAAUCUUAGAGGAAAGGAGAGAGAAAGAGAGAAGCGCUGAUCAGUUGCCUCCUGCAUGAGGGAGGGAGAGAGAGAGAGACAGACAGACAGACAGACACUGAUCAGUUGCCUCCUGCAUGUGCCCCAACCAAGAAUCGAACAUGCCACCUGAUGUACGGGAUGAAGCUCUUACCGUAAGGGCUUCCCUCAUUUUUUAAAAGUGAUUGUACACUAUGGAUGUAUGCAAUUGAACCUGUCCCUUACUAAUGAACAUAUAUUGUUUCCAAUCUUCUGCUAUUAUAAUGCUGAAAUGAAUUACCUUGUAUACAUUUGUCAUUUUAUAUAUACAUAAAUUUCUCUCUGUAGGAUAAAUGAUCAGAAUAUGUGCACUUGUAAUUUAUAUCAAAUUAAAUUUAUAUCUGUAUAUUUUUUCUUUGCACUAGCAGUGCAAGUGCCCAUUUCCCCAUAGCCUCACUGACACAGUGUAUUAGCAACUGUUCUUUGCCACUCUUAGAGCUUGAGCAUGUGUGUGUGUACGUACACUUGCAAUAGUAUUCUAUGAGGUAGCAUUUCACGUUUAGAGCUUUUGAAUUUCCUUUUCUGUUCUCUUACAAUCCCUAUGUAUUAAUCUUCAUUAAUUUUAAAGCAAAUUCAAACCAUAUUAUCAUUUGUAUUUCAGUGUGCAUCUCUUUAAAUAGGACUUUAAAAAUAUCAUCAUUCCUAAAAAUACUAAUUCUUUUUAUCACUAAAAAUAUCUAUUUGAAAUGUCUUUUUUAAAAAAACCUUGAGUCAGGAUCUAAAUAGUCUACAUAUUGCAGUUGGUUACUCUGCCUCUUUUCCCCCCUGUGACAUUUUUAAAUACAAAAUUUUAAUCAAACAAUAAAGUGACAUUUUUAAAUAGGAAGUUUCAAGCAUACAAUAAAGGCAACUAUAAGCAUGCCUAUACCUAUCACCUCGAAAAGGUACUAUUUUGCCAUACUUUAUCAUCUGUGCAUCCAUUGGUCUAUUUUCUUUAUGUGUGUCUAAGUUGUAAAUAUCUAUAUUUGACUCUUAAGCUUUUGGGCAUAUAUAUUGUUAAGUUUUUACUUGUAAAAUUUACAGUGAAGUGAAUAAAUGUUAAAUGUACCAUUAGAUGAGAUUUGAUACACAACUUGUAACCCAAAUUCCCAGCAAGCUACGGAACAUCAUCACAUCAGGAAGUUUCUGCACCUCUCCCAUCUCUUCUCCCUGUUAGGAUUUUCACCAUGGAUUAGUUUAGCCAUUUUAGAGCUUCAUAUAAAUGGAAUCAUACAGUAUGUGUGUGCAAAUUCCUCUUCAGCGUGUUUUGAGAUUCAUCCCUAUGUUUCCGCUUGGUUUCUUUUCAUUGCCGAGUAGUAGUCUAUUGUAUGAACAUGCCACAGUUUAACUUUUCAUGUGUUAGAUGAACAGCUGGUGGACAAUGGGCUGUUUCCCAUUUGGGCUAUAAUAAAAUUGCUAUGAACCUCUUGUGCAA